This is a messenger RNA of Lolium perenne, 723 nucleotides long. Its product is annotated as glycine cleavage system H protein, mitochondrial. The record is from RefSeq and is a predicted model, not a curated record. Lineage: Eukaryota; Viridiplantae; Streptophyta; Magnoliopsida; Poales; Poaceae. Gene Ontology annotation, cellular component: mitochondrion; cytoplasm; glycine cleavage complex. Gene Ontology annotation, biological process: protein lipoylation; glycine decarboxylation via glycine cleavage system.
CUUUUCCCUAUCCUCCCACCACUACUACCACUGAGCCACUAUCCCCUACAAGGAGAGGGCAAAGAACACAUAUACACCUUGUUGCUUUUGUCACAAGGUUGCAACAGCUAAUCAAGCUACAAUGGCUCUGAGGCUGUGGGCGAGCUCAGCUGCCAAUGCCCUCAAGAUCUCAAGCAGUGGAGCCAGGGCUGCUGCCCCUGCCUAUUCUAUCUCCAGAUACUUCUCCACUGUUCUGGAUGGCUUGAAGUACACUUCCUCCCAUGAGUGGGUCAAGAACGAUGGCGCCGUGGCCACAAUUGGCAUCAGUGACCAUGCCCAGGGUCAUCUCGGGGAGGUGGUGUUCGUGGAGCUGCCGGAGGCCGGCACGAAGGUGAGCCAAGGCGGCGCCUUCGGGAACGUGGAGAGUGUGAAGGCCACCAGCGACGUGAACUCGCCCAUCUCCGGCGAGGUCGUCGAGGUCAAUGCUAAGCUGUCCGAGACUCCCGGCCUGAUCAACUCGAGCCCGUACGAGGACGGGUGGAUGAUCAAGGUGAAGCCGAGCAGCCCGACGGAGCUGGACGCGCUGCUCGACUCGGCCAAGUACACCAAGCACUGCGAGGAGGAGGACGCCCACUAGUGUUCCCCUUUUUGUUUGUUUCAAAUCGUUUUUCUCGUUGUCGCAAACAUAUCUACUAUUGCUGCUCUUCCUAGAGCAAAUAAACCAGGCUUACCAUGCGUUCUGUU